Molecule: messenger RNA, 354 nt
Organism: Penaeus monodon (black tiger shrimp)
Lineage: Eukaryota; Metazoa; Arthropoda; Malacostraca; Decapoda; Penaeidae
Exons: 4
Coding region: 1-354 (117 amino acids)
Source: RefSeq, a predicted model, not a curated record
AUGAAACCUAUAGAAAAGAGCCCUUCAAAGAUGGGUCAGCCUCUGGAACAUUUCAGCAACGUGUCUUCCUACACAGCCUGUGUGUUCGCGGAGUAUUCUUCACACCAGAGUCAAUAUGUCCUUCCCAAGGAGCCUUCUGAUUGCAGUUCUCCCUACAUCCUGAUCGGUGGCCGCUGUCUGCUGAUCGACUCCGUGACGAAAGGAACUAGGGAUGACAUGCAGGCAUUAUGUCAACUGUUCAACGGAGACCUAGUAAAGAUCGAUAACAUGGAGAUCAUGUUUUUGCAAUGGUGGAGUAUAUCAAACAACCGGAAAUUUGACCCCUUGACAACUGCAACAACCCGUUUAUAUUAA